Molecule: messenger RNA, 2434 nt
Organism: Triticum aestivum (bread wheat)
Lineage: Eukaryota; Viridiplantae; Streptophyta; Magnoliopsida; Poales; Poaceae
Product: CLP protease regulatory subunit CLPX1, mitochondrial
Exons: 14
Coding region: 111-2126 (671 amino acids)
Biological process (GO): protein folding
Cellular component (GO): mitochondrial matrix
Molecular function (GO): ATP-dependent protein folding chaperone; ATP binding; ATP hydrolysis activity
Source: RefSeq, a predicted model, not a curated record
ACCCGCCGAGACACCACAGGAAACACAACCCACUCUCUCUCUCUCUCUCUCUCUCUCUCUCUCGACUCCCCCCCCAAUCCGCAGCUCCGCACGCGCUCCUCGCCUCCGCCAUGUCUGGCCUCCUCCGGUGGAGGCGCCUCGCCGCCGCAGCCACGCGCGCCGCCUCCACCCUGACCGCAGCCGAAUGCUCCCCUGCCAUCGCGGCGGUCCCGCCACCGCACCGCCUCCUCCAGGAUCGGCGCAAGUGGGAGGGCCCCUCGUCCUCCUCCGGGGGCGGCUCCUCCUCGUCCUCCUCUAACGACGAGCCGGAGCCGCGGCGUAUCCGCGCGGAGGCCCACUGCCCGCGCUGCUCCAAGCACAUGGACAUCCUCUUCUCCCACCGCGCCCAUCCCCCUUCAGCCCCCGCCGCUGUCGGCGGCUAUCAGACGCUCAACCUCUGUCCCAACUGCCGCACCGCCUACUUCUUCCACCCCAACCACCUCGCGCCACUUCAGGGCACCUUCGUCGAGAUCGGCCGCGUCCGGGCUGACCUGCCCCCGGACGGCGUCAGGGUCAGGGACCCCUCCUCCUGGGAAGCCAUCCGUGCGAGCUCGUCUUCGCGCAACGAUGGGGAUGGUAGUGGCGUGGCCGUGCAUGUGCCGCCCGGGCCACCGUUCCAUCCUAGCCUUAACGUCGUCCGCGUAGCCGGAGGCGGUGGCGGGGGAGGAGCUGCUGGCGGUGGGGGCGAGGAGGGAGGGGGAAAGGACGGAUGGGGCGGGUCGAACCUUGGGAAGGAUUUUCCGACACCUAAGGAGAUUUCCAAGGGGCUCGAUAAGUAUGUGAUUGGGCAAGACCGAGCCAAGAAGGUGCUAUCUGUUGCAGUGUACAACCACUAUAAACGUAUAUACCAUCAGUCUCUACAGAAAGGGUCUGGAGCAGAUUUGGGUUGUUCUGAUGGAGAAGCUGAUGGUGAAGACAAUGUUGAACUAGAGAAAAGCAAUAUACUGUUAAUGGGCCCUACUGGUUCAGGUAAAACUUUGCUUGCAAAGACAUUAGCUCGGUUUGUGAAUGUGCCAUUUGUAAUUGCUGAUGCAACAACAUUGACCCAGGCAGGGUAUGUAGGAGAAGAUGUAGAAUCUAUAUUGUACAAGUUACUUACGGUGGCAGAUUUUAAUGUGCAAGCAGCACAACAAGGGAUGGUGUACAUUGAUGAAGUUGAUAAGAUCACUAAGAAGGCUGAGAGCCUUAACAUCAGUAGAGAUGUAUCAGGCGAAGGUGUUCAGCAGGCUUUGUUGAAAAUGCUGGAAGGCACAAUAGUCAAUGUCCCUGAGAAAGGAGCAAGGAAGCAUCCUCGUGGUGAUAAUAUACAGAUAGAUACGAAGGAUAUUCUGUUUAUAUGUGGGGGUGCUUUUAUUGACUUGGAGAAAACUAUAUCAGAGAGGUACCAUUGUUUUUUACAUGUUUCAAAGUUGCUAUCUCUGGUGUUUCCUAUCAGUCUUCAUCUAAGGGGCAUCCCACCCCCUUUUUGUGUAAAUAGGCGGCAGGAUUCUUCUAUUGGAUUUGGGGCACCUGUCCGUGCAAGCAUGAGGACUAGUGGUAUUUCAAGUGCUCAAGUGACAUCGUCCUUGUUAGAAUCAGUUGAGAGCGGCGAUCUUAUAGCAUAUGGACUCAUUCCGGAGUUCAUUGGACGUUUUCCUAUCCUUGUCAGCUUGGCAGCACUAAAUGAGGACCAACUUGUUCAGGUUCUCACCGAGCCAAAGAAUGCUCUAGGUAAACAAUUCAAGAAGUUGUUCAGCAUGAAUAAUGUUAAGCUUCACUUCACGGAUGCUGCACUAAGAAUAAUUGCCCAGAAGGCAAUGUGCAAAAAUACAGGUGCACGGGGCUUAAGGACUAUCCUUGAGAAUAUUCUCAUGGAUUCCAUGUAUGAGAUUCCAGAUACAAAAUCUGGAGAGAAGCGAAUUGACGCAGUGGUUGUAGAUGAAGGUGCAGUAGGAUUGGUGGACCGACCUGGCUGUGGAGCUAAGAUCCUUUACGGCGAUGGUGCAUUUGAUCGUUAUCUAUCCCAGAUAAAGGCAAUGGGAGACGGAGCAGGAAGCGAAGUGGACGGGGAUCCUGACCUUUCUUCGUCAAGAGCCAUGAGCAUGUGAUUUCAUGGUUCCUCUAGCUCUACUGUACACUGUAAAAUCUGAUCCUAGCUGUAUUAAUGUAAAGAAAAAAAACACAUGUGCAGUACCCAUUGCUAAUUCAAACCCCAGCUGUCUGGCCGUCCUCACGCCUUGCAUAAUCUGUAGCAGGAUUGGGAAGUGUAUAGUGGAGCAAGUUGGGUGUCGACGUGUGUGUGAAGGUGAGAGACUUUUUAUGUGAAGAACUGUAAUGCUUGCCAGAUGUUGUAAAACUUCAAACACUGAGAUGAAGGGGCUGAAAUUUAGCAUGGAGAUACGAAAUCAUGUUAUCA